AUGCGUCUGUGGGGUACUCGGCUCAUGGAAGAAACUACAACUCGAGAGAGAUACUUGAAAAGUGUUUUGCGUGAGAUAACAUAUCUGAUUUUUCUUGUGGUCCUAUCAAUCUUAUCUUACGGAAUGGUGAACUCUAACAUUUACUACUACACAAGAGUAAUGUCCCAGCUCUUUCUUGACACACCAGUAUCAAAGAUGGAGAAGACCAAUUUCAGAUCAUUGUCCACAAUGGGAGAUUUCUGGAAGUGCACUGAGGGCCCGUUGUUGGAUGGACUGUACUAGAUGUGGUACAAUAAUAAACAUAGCAGAAACAGAAGUUUCAUCUACCACGAGAAUCUGCUUUUAGGAGUGCCUCGUAUCCGGCAGCUGAAAGUGAGGAAUGCCUCAUGUUCCAUACCUGAAGAUUUAAAAGAUGAUAAAGACUGUUAUGAUGUUUAUUCGGUGACUAAUGAGGACACUGCUCCAUUUGGGCUCCGGAAUGGCACAGCUUGGACGUACACCAGUGAAAAAGACUUGAAUGGAAGCAGCCACUGGGUGAUUGCCACGUACAGUGGAUCUGGCUAUUACCAGGACCUCUCGAGCAGAGAAGAGACCUCGGCCUUGAUUGCUGUCCUUAAGAACAACUUGUGGCUUGACAGAGGCACACGGGCAGUGUUUAUCGACUUUUCAGUCUACAAUGCAAAUAUCAAUGUCUUCUGCAUUGUUAUUGGUGGAAUUCCCACCACUGGAGGCCUCCUGACAUCCUGGCAAUUCCAGCCUGUGAAGUUAAUCCACGACAUUUCCACUUUCGACUUCUUCUUGGCUGCUUGUGAAAUUGUGUUUUGCCUCUUUGUUAUAAUUAUGUGGGAAGAAAUCCUGGAAAUUCACAUUCACCGGUUUCUAUUUUGGAAUCUUUGGAACUGUCUCGAUGUUCUCAUUAUCACACUAUCAUUGGCAGCUAUUGGAUUGAAUAUCUAUCAAAUAUCUACUGUGGAUAAGCUACUGAAGAAACUGCUGGAAGGUCAAAAUAGCUUCCCCAAUUUUGAACCUUUAGCAUACUGGCAAACCCAGUUCAACAAUGUUGCAGCUGUUACCAUGUUUUUCGUCUGGAUAAAGCUUUUCAAAUUUAUCAGCUUCAACCGAACCAUGAAUCAAUUGUCAACAACCAUGUCGAGAUGUGCCAAAGAUGUUCUCGGCUUUGCAAUUAUGUUUUUCAUCAUCUUCUUAGCUUAUGCUCAACUAGCUUAUCUUGUUGGGACCAAGUUAACGAUUUCAGUAACUCUCCAGGAUAGCGUCUUUACUCAGUUCCGCAUCCUGCUGGGAGAUUUUGACUUUACAGAGGUGAAGAGCUACAGAAUCUUAGGACCCGUUUAUUUCACUUCAUUUGUGUUUAUGCUCUUCAUUCUUUUGAACAUGUUUGUGGCCAUAAUCAACGACACAUAUUCAGAAGAAUCUGAUAUGAUACAGCAGAAGUCAGAAAUGGAACUUUCGGAUCUUCUUAAAAAGGGAUACACGAAAGCCAUGGUGAAAUUAAAAUUGAAAAAAACACCAGUCAAUGACAUUUCAGAGAGUCCUGCGCCAUUGUGGAGGCAAAUUAAUUUUGAUGAACUGCGGCAGAACCUAAAGGGAAAGGGACGUACGGAUGCUGAGAUCGAAGCCAUCUUUACAAAGUAUGACCAAGAUGGGGAUCAAGAAUUGACGGAGUUGGAGCAUCAGCAAAUGAGAGAUGAUUUGGAGAAAGAGAGGGUGAGCUUUACAGCUAGACGAAAUUCUCUAAACCGUCCACUCAGUGGCCGUAGCUUUCCACGAAGCCUCGAUGAUUCGGAAAGAAGAUGAUGAUGACGACAUGGACACAGCUCCAGAAGAAGAGGCAGCAGCUCAAGUGGUUCCUAUGAAGAGUUUCAAGUUUUGGUCCGCCGAGUGGAUCGCAUGGAACAUUCCAUAGGCAGCAUUGUAUCCAAGAUUGAUGCUGUCAUAGUCAAGCUGGAAACUAUGGAGAGAGUUAAACUGAAGCGAAAAGAGGUCUUGGGCAGGCUGCUUGAUGGAGUUGCGGAGAGAUUGUGGUAUUCCUGCUUAGAUGAAAGGCUGGGUUGUGAGAACGAAGCGCACAGAGAUCAGAUGGAGAGGCUUGUACGAGAGGAACUGGAACACUGGGAAUCGGAUGACGUUGCUUCCCAAGUAAGCCAACGAUUGGGAACCCCAGUGGGAUUCAACAGCCAUGGACGGACCAGGAAUCCGCGCCCUUCUUCCUCACAGUCCACAGAAGGCAUUGAUGGAGGAGGGGGAGGGGGAAAGGAAGGGGGAGCGGGAGGAAAUAGAGGGAGCAACAUUCACGUCUAGUAGCACUUGUAUUUGCUCAAAAUAUUUUCCACAAAUCAUGAGUUAGCUA
Molecule: messenger RNA, 2368 nt
Organism: Thamnophis elegans (Western terrestrial garter snake)
Lineage: Eukaryota; Metazoa; Chordata; Lepidosauria; Squamata; Natricidae
Product: polycystin-2-like
Biological process (GO): detection of mechanical stimulus; release of sequestered calcium ion into cytosol; potassium ion transmembrane transport
Cellular component (GO): membrane
Molecular function (GO): voltage-gated sodium channel activity; calcium ion binding; potassium channel activity
Source: RefSeq, a predicted model, not a curated record